This is a messenger RNA of Folsomia candida, 2154 nucleotides long. RefSeq lists its product as uncharacterized. The transcript has 10 exons. NCBI's taxonomy places the organism in Eukaryota, Metazoa, Arthropoda, Collembola, Entomobryomorpha, Isotomidae. Bases 68 to 2074 code for a protein of 668 amino acids. The record is from RefSeq and is a predicted model, not a curated record.
UUCGUUCCAAUGUUCAUAACCGACAAGCGAUUCAUCUUGCAUCGUGUCUUUGUGGGAAAUAUUUAUAAUGAAAUUAUUUUCAGUCUUUGUUGUAUCGUUUAAUUUACUUAAUUUUGCGAUAUCAGACUCUGUAAUUAAGCUGAACGAUAAAGAUGGGAAAGAACUCUUCAGUAGUCACGGAUCCAGUGGCGAAAUAAAAAAUGUGUCACCAAGGCGAGAAGAUUUUCCGAUUGUGUUAUCAUGCACAAGUUCAAGUCCAAACGGAUGGAAAAUAAAUUUGAGUGGAGACGAGAACCAAUUGAAAAAUAGGGACAUUAAGAGAUCAACCAUUUCAGAUGAUAUAAAUGGGACCCUGUACAUUUCAAGGCUCACUCUGCCAAAUUACACUACUUCCAUUGUGGGUCGUUAUGUCUGCUCAUGCAACCAAAAUUUAGACCGGAUGGGAAUACAACUUUUUCUUCAACCCGAUAAUCCCGACGUGUCACUGUAUCUACAACCCGGAUCUAGUCAUGUUGUCCAUCCUGUCGUGGGUGAUGAUGCAAUUGUGCUCCCAUGUCCGGUCUCCUCAGUAUCGUCGGAUCUCUACGUGGAGAAAAUAGGGACGUUUUACUCAUCACGAGUCGACAUUCCAUAUAAUGCAUCCCUCAACGGAUUCGUUAUUCGACCUGCCACCGGAAGUUAUAAAGAUCUCAACAAACAUUUGGGACGUUACACCUGUUCGCAGAUCCGUUUCGGGUUAGAAGCCACCAUAUCGGUUGAAAUUACUUCUCCAAUUGAAUAUGACAUCCAACCAGCGUCGGAACAAAUAAUUGUGGAGGGAUCGGAAACUAUGACUGUUUCCUGUGGGGGAAAUGCUCCCCUGAAACUUAGUUUAUACAGUGGAGGUGAAAAAGCGCUCAAUGUCACGUAUUUCUAUAAUGGGCACGGCGAUCGUUUCAGAUUUAGGGGUGUGGCCUCCUACAUUCCGCAAAAGAAUGAGCAGGAUGGAAUAUCUUGUACGACGGAGGGAAAUGGGAAGUCAAUUCAUCUUUGGAAAUUCGUGGCGACCGAUUACCAAGUGAAGCAAAGAAUAUCCUCCGACCGGAAACAAAUUGAGUGCAUGAUAUCUCCCAAAAGUAAAAAUGCUGUCAAACCCUCCCUAAAAUUAUCUUAUUGUCGGAAUCACGACGAAUGUUUGCUGUUCAAUGAAACUGAGAAUCACAACGAUGCUGGAAACUUUACUAUUUCAUCGUGUGGAGAAGGAUGCACUUCUUCUACAGUUAUGAAAGUCGGUGGUUUUUGGGCGACGUGUUCCGAUGGGGGUGAUAUCGUCAAAAAAUCGCUAUAUUACUCAGAUUUAAACCUUAAUUUGUAUAGUAUGGAUGAACCAAGUAAAGAAAGCCGUAUGGCAGAAAUUAAUGGAGAAUCGGAGAGCUCAGUAUCUGUGAGAUGGAGUCGGUUUUUCUUGCCAGAAAAUGGAGAGUGGUCAAUCCCAACAGAUUUUGCCUGGGAAGAAACUCAUCGCGAAGAACAAGACGGUAGUCUAAGUUCGACAAUAACCAUCCAACCCACUGGUCAAACCGGGUAUAACGUGUCGUGGUCAGCUCUUGCAUGGAAUUCGGAUAAAUUUUCCAAAAACGACAAAGGAUCGAUUCAAUUAAGACAUGAAUUCGUUCCGGAACAAGCAGAAAAACAAGUCCCUGGUGACAAUAUUGUCCACUGUCCUCCCCCCGAGUGUAAGUGUCCUCCAGUGUCCUGUCAUGAGGUCAAUGUAUCAGGACAAGGUUCCGUAUUGGCUUAUCAAAUUGCUGUCACCUUUUUUGCGGCCGGAUUUAUCUUUCUGCUGAUAUCUAAACGUUCUAAAGAGACAGAAUCCCCAGAGAUGAAUAAUGACGACUUGUUCAACACAGUCAUUUCAACCCUUGACGUCAAAGAUAUCUUCCCCGAUGCUAUCCCGGAACAAGUACAUCUAGCCGUCGCUCACCUUCAAGAUAAAGAGGCGGAGCUGAAAGAGCUCCUGCACAAAAAAUACGCCAAAGUCUUCACCGGGGAUUACGACGAGCCGGCGAUGCUAUUAAGAAUGCAUAUACGUUGAAAAAAUCUCAUAACUAAAAGACAGAGACGACGGUUGCGUCUCCUUGUGUGCCGAGAGAUUUAUUGCUAAUGAGGGGGGGG